AUGGCUUCACCCCUAGCGGUUAUUCCACCCAUCAUGAUGUCUCCUGUCGUCCCGAAGCCGCCAAAGCUGACCUUUGCCGACGUGACGGUACCAAGUGAUUACCCAUACGACCUCGCAUUUGGUACACCCGACUACCAGGAUACCAUGGCCGUUUUAAACGCCUUCUACUCCCAAGAUACGAGAAUGAUCGCAGAUGACCGGCAGGAUAUGGCUGAAAUCAUUCAAAAUGGCAAAUAUCUUCGGACGGUGAGCGCCGCCAAGUCGGUAUCAUCCCACUGCCUGUAUCGAAAAGCCCAGAAAAAGAGCUUUGCGUUGGAAUCCGUCAGCUGGGCAAAUUUUGUGAUCCUCAACGCCCUCUACGGCCCCAAGAUCCCGCCCAAGUAUAUCGAAGUUGUUAAGAAGAAAUUCGGUAUGAGAGUUGUGGAAGAUUAUUCGGAAGAAUACUUCCAACUCUAUCCCAAAGCGUCGCAUUACCUCCCAACAUCAGCCGACGGCGAGACCUCCAAGGCCAACUCGACUCCAACAACGAAUAAGAGAUCACGGGAGACUGCAGAAGAUCAAAUCUCUGCAUCAGUCGCCGCUGCAGAGAACACCCCGAUUCAACUCUCCAUCGCCGUAGACAGACCUACACAGCCUUGUGUGAGAAAGCGGAUUAGAGUCGGAGAGUCUCCUGUGUCGGUUACCAACGCUCCCCCGACGUUGCUUCCCUGCGGUAACCUGGAGGCGUCGUCUCCAACUGAGGAAGCUUCUUCAACAGCCUACUCCUUCGAUGAGAUCUUCCGCGAAAACCGUUCUGUUGGCUCGAAUCUGUUUGUACGCCAGGACGGCCCUCAGAGGCUAGUUGAAAACACCGACACCUCCAAAACGCUACCCGGAAGACGUAGUGCUCCGCAAAGACUGUUCGAUAACUGCGCUGUGCCUCGGGCGCCAUCCCAAAACGCCUUGAAGAGUGAAGCGAAGAAGCCCAACCAGGCGCUGGCAUGGGACGUCAAACAUCUCUUUGAACGCAUGAAAUCAACAAAUUCCACGACUUCAUCAACGUCUGCCGACACUCGCAAUGAAGAAAAGACACCUACCAACCAAAGUUCGUCUGCGAAUUCGUCUGUGAGAUCAUCUGCCAAAGACAAGACAUCCUCGAACCUGGAUGAGGGCGUCGCAAAGAGUGUAUCCGAUAUGAAGCUCUUGCUUGAAAAAGACUCUUUUCGCCUUGAUUCAAAGAUAGACAAACUCCAAAAGGCCAUUGAUAACUCCAUUAGUGAAAAUGGUAAAUUGGUUCAAGCUGAGCUCAAAGCUGUUGUCCAAAAGACGGCUUCAAACAUGGCCAAGCAUCAAGCUCAGAUCAAAGCCGUUGUUCAAACAGCUUUGGACAACGCAGCUAAGAAGGAGGCGGAAAACGCAGCCAUUUUGGAGGAUAUUCAGACUUAUAUGGCGGCUAUACUGAAGCGACUUGAGGAGAAAUGA
This is a messenger RNA of Trichoderma atroviride IMI 206040, 1461 nucleotides long. NCBI's taxonomy places the organism in Eukaryota, Fungi, Ascomycota, Sordariomycetes, Hypocreales, Hypocreaceae. The record is from RefSeq and is a predicted model, not a curated record.